AUGCUACCAUUGACACUUCUUCGAACUGCUGUGUUUCAUCCUAUGUUGGUUGAACUCAAAAAUGGUGAGACGUACAACGGCAACCUAAUUAGUUGUGACAAUUUUAUGAAUAUUCACUUACGUGAUGUUAUUUGUACUUCUCGAGAUGGUGAUCGCUUUUGGAAAAUUCCUGAGUGUUAUGUUCGUGGUAAUACGAUCAAAUACCUUCGAUUGCCAGAAGACGUACUUGGACUAGUCAAAGAGGAUGUCAACGAAAGACCAACACGUUCUGGACCACCAUCACGUCGUCCAUAUCGUGGUCGCGGAGAUGGCGGACGUGGAGGACAUGCAGGCGGUCGGUCUGGAGAUAAUCGCAAAGGUGGCGGCGGUGGUAAUCGUGGUGGACAUCAAGGAUCACGUGGGGGUGGUCGUGGCGGUCAACAGGGUGGACAAUUUCGUCAAGGACGAUAA
Molecule: messenger RNA, 450 nt
Organism: Adineta ricciae
Lineage: Eukaryota; Metazoa; Rotifera; Eurotatoria; Adinetida; Adinetidae
Source: the annotation of a GenBank genome assembly